Molecule: messenger RNA, 865 nt
Organism: Acomys russatus (golden spiny mouse)
Lineage: Eukaryota; Metazoa; Chordata; Mammalia; Rodentia; Muridae
Gene: Rbm3
Product: RNA binding motif protein 3
Exons: 7
Coding region: 182-652 (156 amino acids)
Biological process (GO): regulation of translation; positive regulation of mRNA splicing, via spliceosome
Cellular component (GO): spliceosomal complex
Molecular function (GO): ribosomal large subunit binding; RNA binding
Source: RefSeq, a predicted model, not a curated record
GCUGACCUUAACCAAUGAGCUCGCACGCCGGGGCGCGCUGGGGGACGUUCUCUGACGUCGCUGCUACGCACGCUUUAUCAGGCGUCUUCCCGCGCGGCAGCCUCUCUGUUCUCCUGGUUCUUUAGAGAUCGCCAUCUCUACAGCCUUUUUGACUUUUAAUUUCCAGGACUUGCAUUCUGCCAUGUCUUCUGAAGAGGGGAAGCUCUUUGUGGGAGGGCUCAACUUCAACACCGAUGAGCAGGCACUUGAAGACCACUUCAGCAGCUUUGGGCCUAUCUCUGAGGUGGUUGUUGUCAAGGACCGGGAGACACAAAGAUCCCGGGGUUUUGGCUUCAUCACCUUCACCAACCCACAGCAUGCUUCAGACGCCAUGAGAGCCAUGAAUGGAGAGUCUCUGGAUGGGCGCCAGAUCCGCGUGGACCAUGCAGGCAAGUCGGCCCGCGGAACCAGAGGAGGUGCCUUUGGGGCCCAUGGGCGUGGUCGCAGCUACUCCAGGGGUGGUGGAGACCAGGGCUAUGGAAGUGGACGAUACGACAGUCGGCCUGGAGGAUAUGGCUAUGGAUAUGGACGGUCUAGAGACUACAGUGGCAGAAGCCAGGGUGGCUAUGACCGCUAUUCAGGAGGAAAUUACAGAGACAAUUAUGACAACUAAGAUGGGACACGCACACAUAAUGUAGAUACACAAGGAAUAACACUUCUGAUCCAGGAUCGUCCUUCCAAAUUGCUGUAUUUAUAAAGAUUUUUGGAGCUGCGCUGAAACAUCUGUUUUAGUACAUCAAGUUCUAUUUUUGAAUUGAGCUCCCAAAGUAGUUUGUUAAAGACCUUUUAGAAAGCUCCAUGUGUUCUUUAGGCAUUUUUUUUUUUU